Messenger RNA from Uranotaenia lowii, 706 nucleotides. RefSeq names its product acyl-CoA-binding protein homolog (gene Acbp1). Gene Ontology annotation, molecular function: fatty-acyl-CoA binding. Bases 158 to 418 code for a protein of 86 amino acids. The transcript is spliced from 2 exons. Gene Ontology annotation, biological process: fatty acid metabolic process. The record is from RefSeq and is a predicted model, not a curated record. Lineage: Eukaryota; Metazoa; Arthropoda; Insecta; Diptera; Culicidae.
UCUUUUCCAACGGGAUUUCUUUCAAGACGCAUCAUCUUUUGCUGCAUUGCAUUGAUUGGAAAUUGGAGGCCUGAACGUGCGUGGAACUUUUCUUCAAAGAAUUAAUUACAAAAUUAAGUUGAUUUCUUUGUAAAAUCGUUAAUUUUGAACUAGCAUUAUGUCGGAUUUUGACAAAGCCGUCGAGGACGUUAAAAACCUGAAGGCCACCCCGGCCGACGCCGAUUUGCUGGAAAUUUACGGCCUGUACAAACAGGCAACCGUCGGCGAUUGCAACACCGAGAAACCUGGCUUUCUGGAUUUCAAAGGUAAGUCCAAGUGGGAAGCCUGGAACGGCCGCAAGGGAAUGUCCCAGGACGACGCUAAGCAGGCAUACGUGGCGAAGGUCGCCACACUGAUUGAACAGCAUGGGCUCAAGUGAGCCAAUUCUGUCGAUAACAAUGUUUUGGGAAACGCACAAAAUGAGGUAUUAACGUUUUGGCUUACGUCUGUUCUUUUUUGGGACUCUAAAUUCAAAUAAGGAAGCGCUCUGUUCGGGGAACAAAUCGCAAUAAUUUCACAGUUUAUAAACCUUUAUUGUAUAAUUUCUUACAUUGUUGAAUACCAUUUUUUAACAAAAUAUUAUUUUGAUAUUUGAAUCUCAAAGUUUUCAAAACUCGUAAACUAGGUUUAAGAAAUAAACCGGAAUAUGUGACGAUAUUUCCUUUAA